AUGUUAUUGACAUCCCAAACUCCGGUAGCUGAACCAACAUUAUUUGUUUGGCCGCAUAUUAUCAUCGCUAUCUUUUCGGUAAGCACUAUGGUUUCACUGCUAACACUCUGUAUAUCAACACACUGUUGCCGAAAUACGAAAAAGAAGGAAAAUCCAUAUGGAGAAAUUGCUACAACACCACCUGCUGAUGUCGCUUUUUCAACAAUUGUUUGUAGAAAUAGAACUGAUGGAUCACAGCGUCAUCAUCCCAGUCGUCUUUCUUGUCCUAGCUUGGCCUCUUAUGAGCGAUCAGUUCAUCGUCUUUCCGCACCAAUUCCUCAUUCUUCUGCUGCAGUGAAGCGAGCCUUACCAGAAUUGCCUGAACUAUCGGCACGACUUGAAAAUAAAAAUGCAAGCGCAUUAUAUUCAACAAUGGGUCAUUCAAUGCCUGCAGUCGGUCGAAACGGUUCAUUUUUGUAUGGUGAAGGACCAGCAAACCCAACUUAUGAAUCUAUUGAUAUGGAUCCUUUAUAUUCAAAGUUAGGAAAUGGUGGUCCAUCCGUGAAACGAUAUGAUUAUCCUAGUUUUGCACCACAGAAUCAAAAUCAACCAAUAGUCGCUACUGAUGAUGUACUUUAUCAGAGUACUUCACAGAUUUAUGCAGGUGUUAGCGAAGAUCCGUACAGCUCAAUAGCAAGUCACACAGGUGGCGAAAUGAAUUAUGACGUUGGGUAUAGCCAUAUAAGAGAAAGCAUGAAUACGGAACCGUCACGCUAUUUUGCUAACUCGCAAGGACAAAAUCGAGCUCUUGAUCAUCUUUAUUCACGAAUUCGACGAACAUCCACAUAUCGACCCUUGCUCUCGAAUGAUUUCGCCGUCGAGUAUGUUUCAAGUGGAAGUGACAAGACAAGUCCAUCAUAUCGUUACAUAACGGUAAGAGAAAGUGUUGAUGCUAUUCGACAGCGGCUGAAUGAGUUUAAUGCACCUCAAUCGAUUAGAAAUGAUGGUUGUGGACCGAUUCGAGAACAUUAUUAUUCAUCGAUCGGUGGUAGUGAUUAUGAAACAUUACAAAUCUCAGCAGCAUCGCCUAAUCAGCCAUCAUCCGAUAGUCAAGAUAUCCCGUCAACGUCUUGUGUAAUUCAUGAUAUACUACCUGAAACUAUGUCUGAUGCUAUUAGUACUUGUGAAAAUAUACCACCAAAACCACCCACUUCUCCAAUACCUCUGCGUAUCGCCACUGUAAGAGAAGACAAUUUGCAAAAAAAGCGUCCAUUAUUAUCAGGCACUAAUGAUGACAGAUGUAGUAAUAUUUCGGAAAAAAUUCGCAGACUUAGAACGAGUUUUUUUGAUCAAGAAUUCAAGUUGUUAGAUGAUUUGAAAGGACCUUCAUCAACUGAUCUUCGAUUUGAGCAGUUACUAGGAGCCACUAAUCAACCUGAAUCAUCAAAAUGGAUUAAUUCUUUUCAAAAUAACCCAAAUUUCGAUUCGGAACACCAUGUUGAUCAAGCUUCAUCAAGCAACUUUGAUGACACCUAUCAGCAUUUGCCAAAAUUAGCUACUGGCAGAUCACAAACACAUAAUGCACGGAAUGAUACGUGGAAUGCGCAUCUUUCUACUGCAGAACACUGUAAAACUAUUGUUCAGAAUGAAAGGUCUCAUAGCUCCAACAAAGCAGAUGUCCCUGGAAUAAAGCAGUCUGUCAAAGUUGUAACCUUUCAGCAAGAAAGAAACAACGACGAAGAGCAGUGUUUCGUUUUUAAAAGACGCGACAGACUCAGUGAACAAACUACGAAUAAUACUAAUAGUGCUUGCUUUGCAGAGACAUCUUUGAAUAAAGCUUCAAACAAUACUGGAGAAAAUAUGGAGAUGCAGUUCUGUUCUCAACAACAAAGUGUGAUGGAUUUAUCAUGCGGAGAAAAUGGUACUGAAUUAAUUCAUAAUGCUAUAAGCUAG
Messenger RNA from Brugia pahangi, 1932 nucleotides. NCBI's taxonomy places the organism in Eukaryota, Metazoa, Nematoda, Chromadorea, Rhabditida, Onchocercidae. The record is from the annotation of a GenBank genome assembly.